CAUUUAAUUAAAACCAUCUUAAAUGAACCGAUCCUUCUUAAACGUGACAAAAAAAACUUUUAUUUGUAAAUCUCGGAGCAAUAUGGUAAUGCAAGAACCAAACACUAGAGAAGAUAAAAGCCGCUGUCGAUAAAUUACCACACAUCCUUGAUAAUUUGCCAAUUUCCCUUUGGUAGCGGCAGCCGUGGAUUUGCCUUCUUCGGCCCAGCCUUGAUAUCAGAUCUGAAUUGCCCAACACCAAUGUCGAUUUUAGAUUUGGAGACAAAUGGUGCGAGGUAUCUUUGUUGAUUGUGAUAAUUUUCAAGAAGGACGGGCGCAGUACUGUUUGUUAAUCUCUCUAGUGUGAAAGCGGAACGCGACCGGGCUGUGGUGAAGCCUCCGUCGGAAAGUCCCUGCAGCUGGGACGGAAACUAGUAAAUCGUUUUGUUUUUAUUUCGGAUUGGACGUGACUUGACAAGGCCCAACAGGUCCGAUCCCUAACUAUUUGAAAGUAGCAAUUCUGACCUUGAAAGCUGCCGCACACCGAAGGUUUUGCCUUCGUGCGAACUUGAGAGACGUCCAAUGCUGAGGGUACCAUGGCGGACUCUGAGCAACUGGAAGAAAAGCUUAAGAAACUUAUCGUUCGGCUCCAAAACGUGGAGCAGGGAAAACAAUUAAAUGCUUUGCUUCAGAUUUUGGAAGAUUUAAUUCACCUUACCACCGUUCAAAAUGCCUCAACCCUAUUCGAAAAUAAGAAUGUCCACAUGCCGCUGUUGGUUGUUCUGGAAUCUUUUGCUGAUGUAUCCAGUAUUCAACAGACAGGUUGGUCUUUAUUUUGUAAACUGGUUCAGCUGUGCCCAGACACAAUUAACAAGUUGGCUGUACCCCAAGAUGUGGGGAAGGACUGGGAUGUUCUUGGUGUGCAUCAACAAAUCCUGAAUUUGUUGUCGAGUUACCGUUUUGAUCCUACCAUACUGCUGAUUGGCUUUGAGGUGUUAAUACUGCUUAUUCAAUCAGAUGAAAUUUCAUUAUUGCUCCAAGAUGAAGAAAUUGAUGUUUUUUCUAUUAUUAUCGAUGGGAUGCGGCAAUUUGCCAAACAUUGUGAAAUCCAGAUGCAUGGAUGUCAAGUAUUACACCGACUCUUAGAAAAAGUUUCAGAUGAACACGUGCUUGAAUUUGUGGAAGUGGGAGAUCACUUAGUCAUUCUUGAAGCCAUAAAAAACUUUUCGGAACAUGAGGGUACAGUUUUGAAUGGUCUAAAGGCUCUACUUCCCUUGGCUACUUCACAAAAUAAUGUGGAAAUGUUGAUGUCUGGAAAUGAAAAAUGUUACAAUUUGGUAAUGGAUGUAAUGAAAAGAUUUUCCAACAGUGAGGCGAUUCAUGAAAUUGGUUGCUGUUUAUUUCAGAGGUUUGCACUUGAUAAUUUUUAUAGUAUUUUGGUUCUGAAUGGUGCACACAAGAUUGUCAUUGAAGCGGUUGUGAAAUAUCCACUGAAUGGAACUUUACAAGCUGCAGCUCUGAGCAGUAUGGCUCUUUUAACUGAAACAAUAUUCACAAAUAAGGAUCUUGGUGAGCAAAAAGAUGAUCUCUGCUGGCUGGAGGUUUGCUGCAAAGCUUUGGAGUUGUACAAGGGGAAUACAAAGGUCCAGGAAGCAGCUUGUUGGGCUCUGAACAAUCUCCUGGUACAUCAGAAUAAUCUUCAUGCAAAAAUUGGAGAUGAAGAAGCACGUUAUCCCGUUCAUAGACAAGUGAUGGCAGCCAUGUUGUUACACUCCGGAUCGAAGGAAGUAUUUCGGGCAGCUGCAAGUACUCUGGCAACUUUGGCAGAUCAAAGCAUGCAAAUAAGGAAACUACUGUUGGACAAAGGGAUACAUAUCAACAUUUUAGAACAAAUGAAAAAGCAUUUGGACUCUAGCGAUGUCUUGGAAAGUGCCUGCAAGUUACUUAAUAAACUUUAUCUGGGAAGGAAUUUGAAUCUGGACGUCAGGACCUUAACAUUAACGAGAAUAGUGAGCACAUUAAAGAACCAUACAAACAAUUGUUCAGUACAGCUUGAGGCCCUUCAGGUUAUAUCACAUAUAACUUGCCCAGUUUCCAAGAUCAAUCGGAAAGAAGAUUUGUUAAAUGUGGAUGUGUUGGAAUCAAUGCAGAAAUUAAUUCAUAAACAAUGCUUGUUGGAGGGUUUACACAAAUUGGUUCUUCAAUCUUUGAACAAGUUCAUUCAGAAUUCAGCAAUCCAACAGUGUGGCCUUCAAGUGUUGUGUUCUAUUACUGAUUGCUCAGACACGAAGGAUCUAACAAAACAUGGGGUUUUGGACACCAUAAUCCAUACUCUGCAAAUGUAUCCAUAUAAAAGAGAAAUUCAGUAUCUGGGACUAAAACUAUUGGAAGUUCUUAUUCCUGAGAAAGAUUUGCCUCAAUCAUUUUUAAUGUUAUUGGCAAGUGUUUUGGUGGAGAUAUUACACCUAUAUGAAGAGGACACAGAAGUGCAAAUACAGGGUUUUCAAACAGCUUUGUUAUAUUUUGAAGUCAUACCAGCUAUCACUGAAAUUUUCUUCAAGGAAUGCAUUGACACAUUUAUUUCCCAUCAGCUGGCAAAAUGCAAAAACAGACAGCUACAGACCCUCCUUUUCAAGUGCAUAUCCAAAUUGGCUAUUGAUCGUGGAAUACGAAAUCAGAUGCUUGAAAGUGCUUGCUCAGAAAAUAAUAUCAUGAUAGCAAGAUAUUUAAUCAAGUCGAAGGCUGAUGUCAAUCAGAAAUGUAAGAAUGGAUCAUUAAUUUACCAGGCUUGUAUGAAAAAGAGAAGCCCAUUUUUAGUGGAACUUCUGCUCAACAGCGGAGCACAUGAGCAGGAUAUUCAGAAAGCUUUACAUGUCAGCAUUAAAAUGGGGGAUGACAAAAUCAUAAGCAUGCUAUUAAGAAAACUUGGAUUAGAUCAAAACAAUAAAGCUAUUUGCUUAAGUGGACUUCAUAUGAGGAAGAUUGAAGCUGCUUGGUUGCAUCCACUGUUUCCUGAUGAAAAUGUUCCACAUUCAAAACAACAACCAAUGACUGUUGCUUCCUUUGGACUCUGGCAAAAUGGUACAUCAGAAUCAACAUCUUUGGUAAUGCAGAAUUCAAAUACAAAUUCUGAACUGUGUUACUAUGAGGAAGUAUUGGAUAAAAAUAAUGAUUGUACUCUGUUGUCAAAUGUAUUGGCAACUGAUGGAAAAGAAAAUCUCAUCUUUAACGACUUGGUGAGCGAAGGAAGUGAAGCACUGGCUACGAAUUCAAAUGAUACCAUCUGUUCUGGAACAUACAGCGAAUCCACGGUUAAGUUGAGGCACUACAAUUUAUUGAAUGAACCUAACGAUGUCGAGCUUGCAGUUAACGCAAAUGGGAGAGUGACUUCUCCAAGAUCAGAAUACCCAUGCUUUCUCCUAGAUGGUGCACAAAAAGGACCCUCGUUUGAAAGUGGACAAGAUGAUUUGUUACACCUUGGCUUUGAAACAGAAUAUAUCAGGUCAUUGGACCUAUCUGGAAAUGAAUUGGACAAUGUAAACUGCAUCAGUGAAAAAUGUAUUGCUGGACAGCUAGCACGACUGCAAAAACUGGAUCUAAGACAUAAUAAUUUGAGGAAUUUCUCACAGGAUUUGUGCUCUGUUCUCAAGUGUCUGACUGAUAUAGACUUGAGCAACAACAAGCUGACCUCUUUUCCUUCGUGCAUACUUGAAAUGCACUUCAUUAAAUUCCUUGAUAUCUCCGCAAAUAUCAUUGGACAUUUUCUGAACAUGAACUGCAAAUGCCCGACCCUGAAAAAAUUAAACUUGUCUCAUAACCAGCUCUCAUCUUUCCCAGCAUGUCUUGCAGAAGCCACAGAGAAACUUGAAGAAUUGUUACUUGUAGGAAACAAAAUUAACACAACCGUGCCUUCAUUAUGUUUGACUGAACUUACGCUACUAGAUCUUAGUCAAAACUGCAUUUCAACUCUAUCGGAUACAUUUAUUACACAAUGCUCAAAGCUGGAAACAUUCAGAGCCUCAGAGAAUCGACUCAGCCUUUUGUUUGGUUUACCAUCGAAAAUUACUACAAUUGAUUUGGCCAGCAAUAAUUUCAGCGGAGUUCCCGAUGCAGUUCUCAAGCUUCAACACUUAAGGAGUGUAAACCUAAGUCACAAUAAGAUUUCACUGCUUCCUGGGCCGGUUCAUUGGGAGUCUUCAAGCCUAAGGGAGCUCAUAUUUAGCCAUAAUCAAAUUGGUUCUUUGGAUCUCCAUGAAGGAGUGAGCAAAUGGUCAAGACUAGAAAAGUUGGAUCUUUGCAAUAACAACUUGAAGGAGCUACCUCCUCAGAUUGGCCUGCUAAACAACGUGACGUCUUUACUCCUGGGUCAUAACUCUGACUUGAGAUCCUUGCCUAAUGAAAUGGGAAAGUUGCAAAAGUUGUGGGAACUUGACUUACAAGGAUUGUCUCUGGAUUUGGACUUGAAACACGUUGGCAGCAAAACAAAAGAUAUAAUCAGAUUUCUGCAUCAGCGUCUGAAGAAAGCUGUGCCUUAUUACAGAAUGAACCUGAUGGUAGUGGGAAAUUCUGGAAGUGGUAAAACCACUUUGCUUCAGCACCUGAUGAAAUGCAAAUGGUCCAAUUCUGAACCAGAGAAAUCUAUGAUUGGAAUUGAUAUUAAGGAGUGGACCAUUCAUGUAAAAGGAAAAAUAGGGAAAAAAAAGGAUUACUUGUUGAAUGUCUGGGAUUUUGCAGGCCAGUUUGAGUUCUACAGCACGUUUCCCCACUUUAUCUCCCAACGAGCCCUAUACCUUGUUGUUUAUGACCUGAGUAAAGGAGCUGGUGAGAUUGAUGCUAUCAGACAUUGGCUUUUCAACAUUAAGGCCCAUGUUCCGUCUUGUCCUGUAAUUCUUGUUGGAACUCAUAUUGAUGUGACUGAUGAAAAGCAUCGGCAAAGCUGUAUACCCAGAAUUCAGACAGAAUUCAUUCAGCAUCAUAAUUUCCCUUCAAUCCGUGAUUGCCAUUUUGUGGUGGCUACAGAAGAAUCUGAAUCUAUAGCAAAACUGCGAAGAGCUAUUAUUAGCGAAAUACAGACAUUCAAGAUCAAAGACCAGCCUGUAAUGGGCAAGUUGGUCCCUCAGGGAUACUUGGAGCUGGAAAAGAGGAUUAUACAGGAGCGAAAGAGUGUCAUGGCAGAAUUUCCAGUAAUUCAUCAGCAGAGGCUGUUGGAAAUAGUUCAGGAGAAUCAGUUGCAGUUGGAUGAAAAUGAACUGCCCCAUGUUGUUGACUUCCUCAAUGAUUCUGGUGUUCUGCUGCAUUUUCGUGAUCCAGCCCUUCAGUUACAAGAUCUUUAUUUUAUUGAUCCACAAUUGCUGUGUAAAACAAUUUCACAGAUUGUAACUAUUAAAGCAUCUGGUUUUCCAAAGCACCCUUCUGGCAUUAUUUAUCGAUCUGAUGUUGAGAAAUUUCUCUCACAAGAAAAUGGUCUUCCCCAAAAUUGCCUAUCACAAUACAUCAGGCUUCUGGAAAAAAUUCAAAUUGCAUUGCCUUUAGGAGAGGAACAACUACUGAUUCCAAGCAGCUUGUCUGAUCGGAGACCUGCAAUUGAACUUCCACAUAGUGAAAACUGCGAAUUGAUAGUAAGGCUUUAUGAAAUGCCUUACAUUCCAAUAGGAUUCUGGUCUAGACUUAUCCACAGACUGCUUGAAUUUUCGGGUUGCAUGUUUCGUAGACAAGAUGAAGGGAAGCCUCUCCGUUCCAAUAGGACAUAUUGGAGACAUGGAAUCUAUCUGAUCUGGUCACCCGAAGCCUAUUGUCUUGUAGACUCAGCAGCCUUGAACAAUAAACCAGAGAGUGUUCUCAAAAUAACUGUUCCAUGCUCCAGAAAGGGGUACAUUCUGUUGGGCCAAAUUGUGGAUCACACUGAUUCCCUGUUAGAAGAGUGGUUUCCGGGACUUCUGGAAACGGAUAUAAAUGGUGAUGGUGGGAGUCUAUUGAAGAAAUAUGCCAUGUACAGUUUUGAAAAUGGUCAAGAAUGCCAGCAGAUCCUAUUGGAUGACUUACUAGAUGUUGCAGCAAAAGAUGAUUUUUUGACUUGUCCAUGUGAUAGAAGCCAGAAAAUUUCAAUUUCUCAAAUUGCCCCAGAUCUUGUGCUGGUUGAUUUACCCCAGAAUAUUAUACUGGAUGUUAACCAACUUGAACUUGAACAGUCAUCUGAUUUUCUGUUGGGUGAUGGAGGAUUUGGAUCUGUGUAUCAUGCAACUUACAGACACAAAGAAGUGGCUGUUAAAAUAUUUAACAAGCACGUUUCACAGAUGUUUCUACAUCGUCUUUUGAGACAAGAACUUGCAGUUCUUUCUCAGUUGCUUCAUCCAAGUCUAAUUUUAUUAUUUGCGGCUACCUUUCGGCCUCGGAUGUUGGUAUUGGAAUUGGCACCCAAAGGGUCCCUAGAUCUGUGUCUUAACCAUGAGAAAGAACACCUUAAUCAAAAACUUCAACAUCGGAUAGCUCUACAAGUGGCUGAUGGUUUAAGAUACCUACAUUCAUCAAAGAUAAUAUAUCGAGACUUGAAGCCUCAUAACGUGCUACUGUUCAGCUUGAAUCCGAAUUCUGCUGUAAUUGCCAAAAUUGCUGAUUACGGUAUUGCUCAAUAUUGCUGUAGAAUGGGAAUUAAGAACUCUGAGGGGACACCAGGAUUUCGAGCACCAGAAGUUGCAAAAGGAAAUGUCAUCUACAAUCACCAAGCGGAUAUAUAUUCCUUUGGAUUACUUUUAUAUGACAUAAUUACGAAUGGUAAAAGAAUCUCUGAUGGAAUGAAGUUUCCGAAUGACUUUGAUGAGAUGGCAGUUCAGGGGAGAUUGCCAGAUCCAGUCAAAGAAUUAAACUGUUCACCAUGGCCUGGUAUACAGAACUUAAUUGAACAUUGUCUGAAGCAAAAUGCUGAGGACAGACCUACAUCUUCUCAGGUAUAUGAGAGACUGAACUCUGUGCAACUGUUGUGUUUGAAGAGAAUAAUGGCCGUACCCAGUAAUCUUACAGCAGAGUGCAUGGUAGCCACAAACCCAAUUUGCAAAAAGCCUAGCGUCUGGAUUGGUAGUGGAAAAAGAGAUAAAGCACAACUUUCCUCUCUGGAGCUGGAUACUGAAGGCCAGACUGUUAUGGAUAUUAAUGAUAAUUGCAUUUUGUGCCUGGCAUUCAUAUCUGUGAUUGGUGAACAAGUUAACUGGGUUGUUGCUGGCACACAGUCCGGACGUUUGUGGGUAGUUAGCGCGGAGAAUGUACAAUCAACUCAUCAACUUCGGAAAAUGUCUGAUUCUAUUACAUGUUUGUUCUUCACCAAUCAUUCCAAGAAAAGCAAAGAAGACAACUUGCUUUUGGUGGGAACAGCAGAUGGGAAGCUUGUUAUUUUUAAGGAUACAACGGUAAAGUAUCAAGAUGGUGCACCAGUGAAGGUUGUGGAAAUUGGCGACAUCAGUACUCCUUUAGUAUGUUUGAGUAUUUCGUCCAUUUCAGGACAGGUGACCUACUGGGCAGGCUGUGGAACAAAAGUCGUAUCACUCAACUGUGAUUUUACAGUUCAGAAGAUGAUGGAGACAAAAACUAGGCCACUAAGACAACAGAAAUGUAAUAAUGGAAAUAUUAUCACAAUGGUGAUUGAUAAUUAUAUUUAUCUGGUAAAGAAGGGCAGCCAUGUUGUCGAACUGUGGGACAAAAAUGUAGAUAAAAUAAGUCUGAUAAUUGACUGUGCAUCUGUUCUUAAAAAUGACACCUAUUCUGCAAGAGUGAAAGCAUUGCAUCUUCAAAAGGGAACUACCCUUUGGAUUGGAACAGGAGGGGGUGACAUCAUAUUAUUUGACCUUUCCACUCAUCAACCCAUUUGUGUAUUGGAUACAUUUUGCCACUCCAUUAGAAGCAUGGUGACAAUACAAAUUGAAAAGGAAUGCCAUUGCACUGUCUUGCUGAUUCUAGGAAAUGUUAAUAAAGAUUAUUUCGAAGACGACAAAUGGCAGAAAGAAGAACAAUCACAGCUGUUUGUAUGGGAUAUGAGCCUGCCUUAUGAGAUCCAGAACUUGAAGAAUCAUAAUGAUAUUCGAAGAGAAAUAACCACGAAAAUGAGGAGUGGAUCAUUGAACUAAUUGCAUGUGGGCAAAUACUUAUGAAUAUAUUUUUAACUUAACAAUGUUUUAUAUGUAUUGAAAUUAUGAAGUUCUCAACCUAAUAUUUUAAAGUUCUAGUUAGGCAAUAUACAAAGUAUUACACACACAAGAGCUACACAAUGUCUCCUGUGCUUGCCCAUUGCACAAAUGUUCUUUGUAAGAAUUGAAACUUUACAUUUGAGUAGGAAUACUUUCAUCCUGACUAUAAUUUUGUUAUUGUCAUGUUGUUUUAAACCUUUAUGUUUAUUUAUAAAUAUAUGUGCCUUUUUGGCUAUUGUCCUCAACUGAGUGAUUUCGCAACACAAAAUAAUGCUGAGGGAGUAGCAAUCUGAUGGUUCCAUUAUCUAUGUUCUAAAUUCUGCACUGAAGGGCCAUAUGAGAGGGCUGAGUUUCAUGAGCCAUAAAGAACAAAUCCAGUUGAUGGUUGCCACAUUGGAAUUUGUGCCUAUCAAAUGGCCUAUUAUCAAUAAUAGCUAAUGAAAGAAAUCAGGGAAUUUGAUGAAAUGUAUAUUAAGCCAUGUUCAAUUUUUAUGGAAUAAUGCUUAGAACUUGCUAGAGAAAUUACCUUUUAAAAUGAAAACCACCUGCUUGAGAUAAUUGCAUGUAUAUAUUUAAAAAACAGAUUUGAACCGCAUACCACUUAUAGAGCAUUUGGGGGGCAAAAUGACAAGGGCAGCACUGUUCUUAUUUGAUGCCGCAUUGCUGGCUGAAAAAGAACAUUCAGUGAAGGAUCCCGAUCCAAAACAUUGUCCAUUCCCUCCACAGAUGCUUUCUGACCUGCUACGUUCCUCCAGCACUAUGUGUUUUGUCUGAGACUCGAGCAUCUGCAGUUUCUUGUCUCCAUUGGAAAAAACUAUUUGUUAACUGUAUAAAUUCCAACCAUACCUGAUAAGAUUUGCAAUUUGAAGUAUAGCCUGAGGUGAAAUAAUAAUACUUUGUGUCUUUAAACUGUUGGGUUGUCUAACAAUCCUAUAAUUGUACUAGUAGAAUCACAAUUUCAAUACAAAUUUUUGCUACUUCUAUUUCAUUCACCACAAUUAAUGCUUACAGCUUCACUCGGAUUUCCUAUUCAUCAAAUUAGUGUCCUGUAUUUCUUUUUUGUCCCAUUCCCACUUUUAUGUUUUCCCAUCCUAUGCUGCUCACCCCCCUGCCUCAUCCACUCACCAUUUUUCUACAUUCCUUCCCCAUCUGCUUUCAAGUGCAAUCCCAAAUUUUUAUAAGACGCAUAUAAAAACAAAGCGGCUUUAUGUUAAACUGUCAUUGUUUAAUUUUAGUUUUUAAUCUGUCACUUUUCAUUUUUUUGGAUUCCCAUCUCAUACGCCCUUUGAUAAGCAGCGCAAAGAACCAACAAAUAAAAAAAAGAUAGUACAAUACAGUUUACAUUUGAAAGUAUUUGAAAAUGUUUAGGCCUUUUCAUUGUCCAAUUUCGUUGUCCUGUAUAAUUCAGUAUAACUAAGCUUAUGUAGGAAUAUUUUGCUUCAAAAGAUUAUUUAAAUUAAGUGACGCAAAUUGAGAGUUGCAGCAUAUAUAUCUUUGUGGCCAAUUUUAAUUAUGUCAUAGAAAGAAAUUGCAAGCUGCUAGUUAAUUUUAGCACUAAAGAUUUCAAUGUGUUAGAAUAAUAACUUAACUCUCCCAUAUGUAACAUUAAUAAUUGAAAGAAGUUGAAGAGCAAGAAUAGUGAUUUUGUGUGAGCUACAUUAUUUUCUGCAAAAAUAAGAUUUUUUUUUGUGUUGUGCCUACCUAACUUUACUUUGAAUCAUCAGUAUAUAUUGCAGUCUCGUUGAGUAGGUCUCAGAGCAAAUAGUUUCCUGAUUCAUCAGGAUCAAUAUCCGUGGAUGCCGCUGGCUUGUUCACACAUUCUCAUGAUUUAAACAAGUUAUUCCAGUUGUUGCGGUACCUUUUCUUAAAGCAAACUAAACUUCAAGACAAACAAAGGCAUAAUGUAUUCUCUGUUGUAGACCUCACAGGUGUUUAAUAAGGUAUUAGAAUACAAUAUUUACUAGUGUGACAAAUGUUGAUUAUAUCCUAUUAGUGCUUACAAUGUGUCCAUUCAAUGUAAACAGAUACUUUGCUUAUGUAAUGAAGACUUGUGGUCAAAACCCCAGUGAA
Messenger RNA from Leucoraja erinaceus (little skate), 10223 nucleotides. RefSeq names its product leucine-rich repeat kinase 2 (gene lrrk2). The transcript is spliced from 51 exons. Gene Ontology annotation, biological process: protein phosphorylation. NCBI's taxonomy places the organism in Eukaryota, Metazoa, Chordata, Chondrichthyes, Rajiformes, Rajidae. The coding region runs from base 576 to 8093 and encodes 2505 amino acids. The record is from RefSeq and is a predicted model, not a curated record. Gene Ontology annotation, molecular function: protein kinase activity; GTP binding; GTPase activity.